CUCUUCAUGUGGUGCAAUCAAAAUAAACUGAUGCACGUGUAAUAUAAUAUACUAGAAUUUAACAUUAAACCACAAAUAUGCGUAUAGAAACGUGUUACUUCUGUUCCUCAAGGAUAUAUCCAGGUCAUGGAAUACAAUUUGUAAGAAAUGACUGCAAGAUAUUUAAAUUUUGCCGUUCAAAAUGCCAUGCAGCAUUUAAAAAGAAAAAGAAUCCGCGUAAAGUAAAAUGGACCAAGGCGUACAGGAAAACAGUAGGCAAAGAGUUAACGAUAGAUCCAUCAUUUGAAUUUGAAAAACGUAGAAACAUACCACUUAAAUAUAACAGAGAAACCUGGUCAAAGGCAGUAGAAGCAAUGAAAAAGGUAGAAAAAAUAAAACAGAAAAGGCAAGGAGCCUACAUUAUGCAAAGAUUACGUAAAGGUAGAGAAAUUGAACAAGAACGAGACAUCAAAGAGGUACAAAGGGAUCUGUCCCUUAUCAGAUCUCCAGCUGUUGGACUUAAAGAAAGAAAACAAGAAGAAUCUUUGGCAGAAGAUCACAGAGAAAGUGACGAAGAAAUGGAAGGUAUUAUUGAAGAUGGCGGAGAAGUUACAUUGUAAAAAAUACAAUUUGUUUACAAUAAUUAUUAUAAACAAUAUAAAGUUUCAUUGUGAGUUGUUAGUUUUCUAACUGUUAAUUUUUUAUUUAGUACUGAACGUCCAUAAAACAUUCAAAUACUUGGAAAUAUAUUUCAUUAUAUU
Messenger RNA from Diabrotica balteata, 740 nucleotides. Lineage: Eukaryota; Metazoa; Arthropoda; Insecta; Coleoptera; Chrysomelidae. The record is from the annotation of a GenBank genome assembly.